AUGGACGCGCAGAAGAUAGCAGAGCUCAAGGCCUUCGUGCAGCUCUGCCAGAAAACCCCCGCCAUUCUCGCCGACCCGAAGCUCGAGUUCUUUCGUGAUUAUCUCGAAAGUCUGAAUGCGGAGGUGCCAGGGGAGGCGUACGGCCUGAAGACUGGCGCCGCACCCAAGGCGGAGGAGAAGGCGGAACCAAGCAAGAUGGAAUCCGAGGCGAGCAAGGUGGAGGAGCCAGAGGAGGAGGAAGAAGAGGAGGAAGAGGAGCCUGAAAUCGUGGAAUCUGACGUGGAGAUAGACGAGGAGGGCGUGGUGGAGGGGGACAGCGACCCCCCGCAGCAGAUGGGCGAUGCGAGCAAGGAGGUGGGCGAGGAGCAGAGGGACGCCGCUCAGGCCGCCAAGGCCCAGGCCAUGGAGGCCCUGGCUGAAGACAACCUAGAGGCGGCAGUGGCGCAUCUCACAGAGGCCAUUCUCAACAACCCCACCUCUGCGCUGCUGUACGGCAACCGAGCUGGGGUGUUUGUGCGCAUGAAGAAGCCCAAUGCUGCCAUUCGGGACUGUGAUGAGGCUCUCAAGCUCAACCCUGAUUCCGCCCGCGCCUACAAGUCCCGGGGAGAGGCCAAGGCCCUGCUCGGCCAGUGGGAGGCGGCAGCAGCUGACCUGCGCCUGGCCUCCCGCCUGGACUAUGACGAGGAGGUGAACUCGUUCCUGAAGCUCGUGGAGCCCAAGGCACACCGCCUGGAGGAGCACCGGCGCAAGUACGACCGGCUGCGGAAGGAGCGCGAGGAGCGCGUGGCGGCCAAGGAGAGGCAGCGGCGCAGGAAGGCGGCGCAGAAGGCGUAUGAGGAGGAGAAGAGGAGAGAGGAGGAGCGGCACAAGGCGUCCAGAGGGGCUGGGGGCGGUGGGGGGUUCCCUGGGGGUUUCCCAGCGGGAAUGGGGGGUAUGCCCGGGGGGUUCCCUGGAGGAAUGGGGGGUAUGCCGGGGGGUUUCCCAGGGGGGAUGCCAGCAGGGAUGGGGGGCAUGGGGGGGAUGGGAGGGAUGCCUGGGAUGGGCGGUGGUGCGGGUGGCGGCAUGCCGGACAUGAGCCAGAUGCUGAAUGACCCUGAGCUGCUCAUGGCGCUUCAAAACCCCGCAGUUAUGGCAGCUAUGCAGGAUGUCAUGAAGAACCCGGCCAAUCUGCUCAAGUAUCAGAAUGACCCCACAGUGGGGCCAGUGCUAAUGAAGCUCAUGUCGAAGUUUGGUGGCGGCGCUGGUGGUGGCAUGUAG
Molecule: messenger RNA, 1257 nt
Organism: Closterium sp. NIES-65
Lineage: Eukaryota; Viridiplantae; Streptophyta; Zygnematophyceae; Desmidiales; Closteriaceae
Source: the annotation of a GenBank genome assembly